AUGGAAACACAUACUAUGAAUUAUGAUGAUAUUGAAGAAACAGAAGGGAUCCGUUUUUCAUGGAAUGUUUUCCCAUCAACCCGUUUAGAAAAUUCAAAGAUGGUGGUUCCCAUUGCCGCAUUAUAUAUGCCAUUAAUUGAACGUCCUGAAUUACCACCAGUUCAAUACGAACCAGUAUCUUGUAAAGCACCAUGUCGAGCAAUUUUAAAUCCAUAUUGUCAAGUUGAUAUGCGUGGAAGAAUUUGGAUCUGUCCGUUUUGUUUAACUCGAAACCAACUCCCUCCUAUGUAUAAGGAUAUUUCUCCUCAAAACUUGCCUAUGGAGCUAUUGCCAAAAUAUACAACUAUAGAGUAUAUUUUAUCACGCCCAUCUCAAACACCUCCAAUAUUUUUAUUUGUUGUUGAUACAUGUCUUGAAGAAGACAAUUUACAAGCUCUAAAAGACGCACUCAUUGUAAGCUUUAGCCUGGUACCUCAUGAUUCUUUAGUUGGAUUGAUUACAUAUGGAACUAUGACUAAUGUUUAUGAACUUGGAUAUUCUGAAUGUACAAAAUAUUAUGUAUUUCAAGGAACAAAAAAUUAUACUACAAAACAAGUUCAAGAAUUAUUAGGAUUAAUGGGUACUUCUUUACGACCCCAACAACCUAGCCUACGAAGAACUCAAUCUAAUUAUGGAGCGGCAGCCAGAUUUUUAUUGCCAGUUAAUAUCUGUGAAUUUCGACUAACUAAUAUACUUGAAUCAUUACAACAAGAUCCAUGGCCUGUGGCAAACGAUAAGCGCCCGCAAAGAUGUACAGGCGUUGCUAUAAGCAUCGCUGUAAGUUUAAUGGAGAAUGCAUUUCCAAAUACAGGAGGACGUAUUAUGUUAUUUUCAGGAGGGCCAAGUACACAAGGCCCAGGAAUGGUUGUUGGUACAGAAUUGCGCGAAUCAAUUAGAUCCCACCAUGAUAUAGAAAGAGAUAAUAUAAAAUAUUACAAAAAAGCGACUAAAUUCUAUGAAAAUCUGGCCAAAAAAGCAUCAACAAACGGACAUAUUAUAGAUAUUUUUGCUGGAUGUCUUGAUCAAAUCGGAAUGUUAGAAAUGAAAUCUUUAUCAAAUUUUACAGGAGGACAUAUGAUUCUAUCUGAUGCAUUUUCUUCAUCUAUUUUUAAGCAAAGUUUUCAGAGAGUUUUCAAUACAGAUUCCCAGGGAUCUUUACAAAUGGCAUUUAAUGCCACCAUGGAAAUACUAACUACGAAAGAAUUAAAAAUAUCUGGAUUAAUUGGUCAUGCAGUUUCACUUAAUAAAAAAUCUCCAUCUAUCGGAGAAACAGAAAUAGGUAUUGGAAAUACAUGUUCCUGGAAAAUGUGUGGAAUUUUACCCAAAUCAGCUUAUGCAGCAUAUUUUGAAAUGUCUGAUCAAGAUAAACAGCAACCUCAAGUGAGUCAAAGAGGACUCAUUCAAUUUAUUACUCAUUAUCAACAUUCAUCAGGAACAUUUAGACUUCGUGUGACAACAGCUGCUCGCUCUUUUGCAGACAGUAGUAGUCCACUUAUACCUCAAUCAUUUGAUCAGGAAACUGCAGCUGUCAUCAUGGCACGUAUAGCAGUAUAUAAAGCAGAAAUAGAUGAUGGCCCUGAUGUCCUUAGAUGGACAGAUAGGAUGCUUAUUCGCCUUUGUCAGAAAUUUGCAGAUUAUAGAAAAGAUGAUCCUUCAUCCUUUCGUCUUUCAUCAAAUUUUAGUCUUUAUCCUCAAUUUAUGUUCCAUCUUCGAAGAAGCCAGUUUUUACAAGUAUUUAAUAAUUCUCCGGAUGAAACAGCUUUUUAUCGUCAUGUUUUAAAUCAUGAGGAUGUGAAUAAUUCAUUAAUCAUGAUACAACCUACUUUAAUAUCGUUUUCUUUUGAUCAGGAACCGCAGCCUGUAUUACUUGACUCUAUUUCUAUUAAACCUGACGUUAUCUUACUUCUUGAUACAUAUUUUCAUGUUUUAAUUUGGCACGGAGAAAUAAUUGCAUCAUGGAGAAAGACGGGGUACCAAGACAAAGAAGGAUAUCAAAAUUUCAAAGAAUUACUAGAGUCUCCUCGUCAUGAAAUUGCAGAUCUUCUAGUCGAAAGAUUUCCAAUACCAAGAUAUAUUGUUUGUGAUCAAGGAGGAAGCCAAGCUCGAUUUUUAUUGUCAAGAAUUAAUCCAUCAGCAACUCAUGCAACUAGCAGUUAUGGUGCACCAUCAGCACAGGCCGUUUUUACAGACGAUGUUUCACUUCAAGUAUGUUAA
This is a messenger RNA of Pneumocystis carinii B80, 2253 nucleotides long. RefSeq lists its product as hypothetical. Lineage: Eukaryota; Fungi; Ascomycota; Pneumocystomycetes; Pneumocystales; Pneumocystaceae. The record is from RefSeq and is a predicted model, not a curated record. Gene Ontology annotation, biological process: COPII-coated vesicle budding; COPII-coated vesicle cargo loading; endoplasmic reticulum to Golgi vesicle-mediated transport. Gene Ontology annotation, molecular function: zinc ion binding; GTPase activator activity. The transcript has 11 exons. The coding region runs from base 1 to 2253 and encodes 750 amino acids. Gene Ontology annotation, cellular component: endoplasmic reticulum exit site; COPII vesicle coat.